Messenger RNA from Diceros bicornis minor, 1593 nucleotides. RefSeq names its product ribosomal protein L7 (gene RPL7). Gene Ontology annotation, molecular function: structural constituent of ribosome; RNA binding. Gene Ontology annotation, biological process: maturation of LSU-rRNA from tricistronic rRNA transcript (SSU-rRNA, 5.8S rRNA, LSU-rRNA). The coding region runs from base 16 to 807 and encodes 263 amino acids. Gene Ontology annotation, cellular component: cytosolic large ribosomal subunit. The transcript is spliced from 7 exons. NCBI's taxonomy places the organism in Eukaryota, Metazoa, Chordata, Mammalia, Perissodactyla, Rhinocerotidae. The record is from RefSeq and is a predicted model, not a curated record.
UGGCCCCAGGCUAAGAUGGAAUGCAGGCGGCCUUGGGGCCGAGGUGGUGGUGGAGAUACCGGGGACGAGAAAGACAAGAAGAAGAAGAAGGUUCCUGCUGUGCCAGAAACCCUUAAGAAAAAGCGAAAGAAUUUCGCGGAGCUGAAGAUCAAGCGCCUGAGAAAGAAGUUUGCCCAAAAGAUGCUUCGAAAGGCAAGGAGGAAGCUUAUUUAUGAAAAAGCUAAGCAUUACCACAAGGAAUAUAGGCAGAUGUACAGAACUGAGAUCCGAAUGGCUAGGAUGGCAAGAAAAGCUGGCAACUUCUAUGUACCUGCGGAACCCAAAUUGGCGUUUGUCAUCAGGAUCAGAGGCAUCAAUGGUGUGAGCCCAAAGGUCCGAAAGGUCUUGCAGCUUCUUCGCCUUCGCCAGAUCUUCAACGGCACCUUUGUUAAGCUCAACAAGGCUUCAAUCAACAUGCUGAGGAUUGUGGAACCAUAUAUCGCGUGGGGGUACCCAAACCUGAAGUCAGUAAAUGAAUUGAUCUACAAGCGUGGUUAUGGCAAAAUUAACAAGAAACGAAUUGCCCUGACAGAUAACGCCUUGAUUGCUCGAUCUCUGGGUAAAUUCGGCAUUAUUUGCAUGGAGGAUCUGAUUCAUGAGAUCUAUACUGUUGGAAAACGUUUCAAAGAAGCAAACAAUUUCCUAUGGCCCUUCAAAUUAUCUUCUCCACGAGGUGGAAUGAAGAAAAAGACCACCCAUUUUGUGGAAGGUGGAGAUGCUGGCAACAGGGAAGACCAGAUCAAUAGGCUUAUUAGAAGGAUGAACUAAGGUGUCUACCGCGAUUAUUUUUGUAAUCUGGUCAGUAAAUAAAGAGUGACUGUUUUCAAAUUGAAAUGUAUUGUUGUCUUGGUGACUUUGUGGUAGCCUGCCUCUGCUGUCCCUUAACUAUUGUGGCAAAUCUUGGUAUGUGAUAAAAGUAAGCCAAAUCAACAGCCUGUUGCAUGGAAAACUAGGGUACAAUUUUUAUCUUGUGGAAAACAUUCGUUGGGUUUAUUAAAGACUUUCUUUACGCAGAAGAAAUCUUACUUUUUCAUUUUUCACUUUUUAAUUGUGCCAUUGAGUUAACCAAAAUGGAACUAUUCUAAGAAAGCCUAUUUCACAGGCCUUUAUGCUUGAUUUAUAGGUAAGGUAAUAAAGUUCAUUUCACAAAUAAAAAUAAAUUCUGUGGCUGAAAUUCCAUUUUCUCAGACUUUGGUUUGCCUAUAAAGUACUGUGUAAACAUGUUGUUUUCCUUUUGCAUUCCAUUUUUAUGUUCUUUUUCUUAUUUGGCAUCUUCCAUAUUUAGGUGAGUUUUUAAUAAUUCCAUAACAUAUUGUGUAUAUUAUGAGGGAAGAAAUGAAAUUUGUGUCCAUGGAUGCAAGUUAUUUUGGAGCAUCUAAAGCACUCAUUAUAAAACUAAUGAAUGAAAACUUGAAAUAGAAAGUUUUGGUAUUUCAUAAAUAACACUGCUGUAUGUUUUGUAUCAUCUCACCUAGUCUUAGUGAGCUGAAAGUUUUAACUGUAGAGUGUAACGUGAAGUUCAUAUAGUAAAAGUAGAAGUUUUUGUAGUCCUCA